AUGGCGUUGAGCCACUCUGUGAAGGAGCGAACCAUCUCUGAGAACAGCCUGAUCAUCCUGCUGCAGGGCCUCCAGGGCCAGGUAACCACCGUGGACCUGCGGGACGAGAGCGUUGCCCGCGGACGCAUAGACAACGUCGAUGCAUUCAUGAACAUCCGCCUAGCCAAUGUGACUUACACGGACCGUUGGGGUCAUCAGGUUGAGCUGGAUGACCUAUUUGUUACAGGCCGUAACGUCCGCUACGUCCACAUUCCCGAUGACGUGAACAUCACCGCCACCAUCGAGCAGCAGCUGCAGAUCAUCCAUCGGGUGCGCAACUUUGGUGGCCAGGGCAGGCAGGAAUUUCCCUCCAAAAACUAUAAGUGAGGCUGCUCCCUCAGCACGUCCCACCCCCGACUCAGGUUCCGACUGAGUUCUACUGAGCCAACUCCCUGCCAUUCCUCCCUGCCCUGAGCCUGAGGAGGGAGCAGGGCCAGCCCAGAGACCGGUGUUGGACAGACACCUCCUGUCACAGCUGCCUUUCACAGAGUUCUACCUCCCAGACUCACCCUGGAACCCAGAAUCUAAUUUAUCUCUUUGUGGCCUUGGGAUAAGUGACAAGCCCCUCUUUUGAUCGUUUGCAUCUGAAUUCCUGAUUUACUGAUUUAGGUAGUCUGUCGAAUAGUUUUCAUUUCAACCUCUGCCAUGAGGAUUAUUAAAUAUACUCAGCCUGAGCCACCCAUAACUGUCCCCUUUUCUCUUGCAGUUGUGUUCAUAUUCUCAUAAGACCAAACUUGGAUACAAAUAAGUCCAUGACUCAUGCUUUCCCUGCUGAGUGUGGGGCUCCCUGCCUUUCCUGUGCAGUAGGACACUGGCUUUCAAACUGAGAUGCGCAUGGCAUCACCUGGGGAGCUUUAAAAGAAACUGAGGCUUGGGUCCCACCCUCUGAUUUUUUGAUUUAGUUGGCUGGGGCAUUGGGAUGUUUUUAAAGUUCCCCCAGGUGAUUCUAAUAUGCAGCAAAGUUUGAGAACUGUUGUAGGAGAGUACCUCAGUCUGGUCAGGUGGGAAGUGGCUGUUCGCUUCAGACCCCCUGUGGAGGAGGCUUUUGGUCUCAUUUCUGUUUCCUGAGGUGGAGAGAGUGAAGUAUCCUAAACCCUCACCUCAGAUGUGGGGGCUCAGCCAACAGCAAGAAAUUAGUCUCAGAUUCUGAAGAGUCCUUGGUUCCUCGAGGAAGAGGGAGGGGGUUGUGGGGAUAAGAACCCAAGUCUCUGUUGUAGCUAUCUUGUAGACAUUUCUGUGGAGUUAUACUCUGACACACAUGAGGUCACAUGAGUCGGAGUUGACUCUUCAGCGACUAGUUGAUUAGGUUAGUUAAGCCCUGUUUACCCAAAUGCGGCACACAGCUGUUUCUUCCUGAGGGUCUUGUUACCUCCCUGGCGCUCCACCCAGGAAAAGGAGCACGGUUCCUCCUGCUCUCAGAUCCCCUAGACCUAGCUGAUGAUGUCAGCUAGGAGCCUGAAGAGAAGUUCCUCCAUUGUCAGAGACGCCGCCAAGUCUCAGUCGCCCAGAUCCAGUGAUACACAGUUUUCUAAAUUUGUAUCUCUGCACAGGGAUUCUUUCCAUUCCUCCCUGAAGGCUAGGCUUUUGGAAUUCAGACGCUAAAAAUUGACUCAGUUGUGUUGUGUCAUUCCUUUCCUGAAGGCAGGAAAGCAGAAUAGACUGCAUAAGGAAAGGGCAGAGGGACACCAAAGAAAAGAUGAAAGACAUUAUUUCAACAUGUUAUGCCCCCACUGGAGUUUGGAUUUUGUGCCACUCAUUGCCAUGGCCUUUGUUCAAGCACACACAUAUCCCCCUUCCUGCGGCUUCAGCCAGUGUGUGGGUCACAGGAAUUCUGAGUGCUCAGGUGGCGUGGAGGAGUUACCCCCACCUCCCCAUAUACCGCCUUGCCUGGAGAGAGACUACAGGGGUCUCACCUGGGGGAGGGAACUACCACAGCUCCGAUGAAGUCCCAGUGGGUCUGCAGCUUGAAGUUCAGAUUUCUCCAGAGGCAUACAAGGGAACCAGCCACUCCAGCUGUCAGCCUGGAAGAGCUGGAU
Molecule: messenger RNA, 2075 nt
Organism: Loxodonta africana (African savanna elephant)
Lineage: Eukaryota; Metazoa; Chordata; Mammalia; Proboscidea; Elephantidae
Gene: LSM10
Product: LSM10, U7 small nuclear RNA associated
Exons: 1
Coding region: 1-366 (121 amino acids)
Biological process (GO): mRNA 3'-end processing by stem-loop binding and cleavage
Cellular component (GO): nuclear body; cytoplasmic U snRNP body
Molecular function (GO): histone pre-mRNA DCP binding; U7 snRNA binding
Source: RefSeq, a predicted model, not a curated record